Rhodamnia argentea is the source of this 3932-nucleotide messenger RNA. RefSeq names its product G-type lectin S-receptor-like serine/threonine-protein kinase SD1-1. The record is from RefSeq and is a predicted model, not a curated record. Lineage: Eukaryota; Viridiplantae; Streptophyta; Magnoliopsida; Myrtales; Myrtaceae. Gene Ontology annotation, molecular function: ATP binding; protein serine/threonine kinase activity. Gene Ontology annotation, biological process: protein phosphorylation; recognition of pollen.
ACUGAUUGAACAAGAGCAUGAGCCUCAAGGAAUGCAAGGUUGAAUGCUUAAAGAAUUGUUCUUGUACUGCUUUUGCUAAUUCAGAUGUUAGAGGAGGAGGGAGUGGGUGCCUCAUGUGGUUCGCAGAACUAAUUGAUGUUUGGGACUUCGAAGAUGCUUCUUAUGAGCAGGAUCUAUAUAUAUAUCUAUCCGAAUCAGAAUUAGAUUCCUUUCGUAAUCCAACCAAGAAGAGAAAGCUGGUCGCCACUGCUGUAGCUUCAGCCAUUUCUGGAUUGCUGUUGCUGGGCAUUACCCUUGGGAUUACAAUCUGGAAGAGAGGAAUGAAAAUAGGAGGCUUGAGGAAUGACAUUGACUUACCACUUUUUGAUCUUGAUACCAUUACUGUUGCUACUGACAAUUUCUCUCCGAGAAAUUUGCUUGGACCUGGAGGCUUUGGUUCAGUCUACAAGGGAAACCUUUCAACGGACCAAGAAAUAGCAGUGAAAAGGUUGUCAAAGAAUUCAGGACAAGGUCGAGAAGAGUUCAUGAAUGAAGUAGCUUCAAUUGCCGGACUUCAACAGAAGAAUCUCGUUGGGCUUCUAGGCUGCUGCAUUGAGAAAGAAGAAAGAAUGUUGAUUUACGAAUACAUGGCGAAUAAAAGGUUGGAUAAUUUUAUUUUUGAUUGCAACAGACCCUUUUCCUUGGAAUGGGAAAAGCGCUAUGACAUUGUAAUUGGAAUUGGACGAGGGCUCCUUUAUCUCCACCAAGAUUCCAAACUUCAAGUGAUUCAUAGAGACCUCAAGACAAGCAACAUCUUGUUGGAUGCCAACCUUAUUCCAAAAAUUUCUGAUUUUGGAUUGGCAAGGAUUUUUGCAGGUGAUAAAAAAGAAGCGAGAACAAAAAGGAUAAUUGGUACUUAUGGCUACAUGUCCCCAGAGUAUGUCAUUGGUGGAAAGUUCUCGGUGAAAUCCGAUGUAUUUAGCUUUGGCAUGCUUUUGUUAGAGACAGUGAGUGGGAAAAGGAACAGAGGAUUUUGCCAUCCAAGUCACCACCACAACCUUCUUGGACAUGCAUGGUUGCUGUGGAAUGAAGGCAAGGCCUUGGAACUUAUGGACGAUUCUUUACCCGACUCCUACAUUGAAUUUCAAGGAGAGAGAUCUAUACAUGUGGGUUUGUUGUGUGUCCAGAAAUUUCCCGGAGACAGGCCAACAAUGUCUUCUGUUGUUUUCAUGCUGACUAAUCAGGAAGCAAUCUUGCCACAGCCUAAGCAGCCUGGUUUCUUUAUGGAAAGAAGUCCAACGAGCUCAGGUAGGGACCGAGAGAACUCUAUACAUCUGGAAGAGCAUUCGUCGGUCUCCUCCAUGAGCAUGGCUCAGUUUCUUCACAUGCAGAAAAUUCAUUGGCGUGGAAUGACCGGACCAGGCUUCAAUAAAAUGCAAGCUCCUUUCUCUACCUGCUUUUACUGUUCUAUCAUCUUUGUGUCGUUUGUGGGGGGCUUGUCAUUUGGAGCUGACUCUUUGAGUUCAGAUCAGUCUAUGAAAGAUGGAGAGACAUUGGUUUCUUCAGGCCAAAGCUUUGAGCUUGGCUUCUUCUCUCCUGGAAGCUCCAAGAAAAGGUACUUGGGGAUAUGGUACAAGAUCACUCCUGAAACAGUAGUUUGGGUGGCUAAUGGAGACUACCCGCUGACCAAUUCAAGUGGUGUUCUCACGUUUGGCCAUGAAGGGAAUUUAGCACUUCUGAACCAAUCGAAGGGUGUUGUUUGGUCUUCGAAUUCGUCUGGGGUCCUAACCAAUCCUGUUGCACGUCUCCUGGAGUCUGGAAACCUUGUUCUUUGGGAUAACAUCAGUUCGAAUCCCGGUGAUGCCUAUUCGUGGCAAAGCUUUGAUUACCCCUGCGACACACUUUUAUCCGGUAUGAAACUGGGGUUGAACUUGAGAACCGGUUUCAAAUGGUAUCUGACUGCGUGGAAAAACGUGGAUGACCCUUCCCCUAGCGACUACACUAGUGGAUUAGACGAUCAAGGGCUGCCACAAGUUGUUAUACUCAGGAACGGUUCGACAAGGACAUAUCGGAGUGGCGUGUGGAAUGGAGUCGAGUUCAGCGGUCUCUCAGUGGCUGUGAAUUCCAUCUCGAAGCAAAUGUUGGUCGACAAUCAGACAGAUGUAUAUUUCGCUUAUCAAGCUCUGGAUGAUGGGAUUAUCACCAGAGUCAGUCUGAAUGAGUCCGGGUCGUUACAACGACUUGUGAGGAAGAAAGAAAGUGCUACUUGGAUUGUCAUGUACACGAUUCCCAAUGAUCCAUGCGACAACUACGCAUUAUGUGGAGCUAAUGGUUUCUGCAGAAGUAAGAGCUACUCAAGAUGCCAGUGCUUGCAGGGUUUCAUACCCAAGUCACCAGAAGAAUGGCAAAUGUUUUAUUUUUCUGGUGGCUGCAUGAGGAAGGUCCCCGUAAAUUGUUCGAAAGGAGAAGGGUUCUUCAAACUUUCAUGGGUGAAGCUGCCUGAUCUGGUUGACUACUCACUGAACAAGAGCAUGAGCCUCGAGGAAUGCAAGGUUGAGUGUUUAAAGAAUUGUUCUUGUACUGCUUUUGCUAAUUCAGAUGUUAGAGGAGGAGGGAGCGGGUGCCUCAUGUGGUUUGCAGAACUAAUUGAUGUUAGUGACUUUGAAGAUGCUUCCUAUGAGCAGGAUCUAUAUAUACGUCUAUCAGCAUCAGAAUUAGAUUCCUUACGUGCUCCGACCAAGAAGAGAAAGCUGGUCGCCACUGCUGUAGCUUCAGCCAUUUCUGGAUUGCUGUUGCUGGGCAUUACCCUCGGGAUUACAAUCUGGAAGAGAGGAAAGAAAAUAGGAGGUAAAACAGUUUGUAGCCGCAUAAUGAACCAGUUUAUUUCUCUCAACUAUAUAAGGUCUACUGAAGGCAAUGAUUGUGUUUCUAGCUGGAGGAAUGACAUCGACUUACCGCUUUUCGGUCUUAAUACCAUUACUGUUGCUACUAACAAUUUCUCUCAGAGAAAUUUGAUUGGAGCUGGAGGCUUUGGUUCAGUCUACAAGGGAAAUCUUUCCACAGAUCAAGAAAUAGCAGUGAAAAGGUUGUCAAAGGAUUCUGGGCAAGGACUGGAAGAGUUUAGCAAUGAAGUAGCUUUGAUUGCCAGACUUCAACACAGGAAUCUCGUCAGCCUUCUUGGCUGCUGCGUCGACGGAGACGAAAGAAUGUUGAUUUACGAAUACAUGCCAAAUAAAAGCUUGAAUAACUUUAUCUUUGAUCACGACAACCGCAUCUUGUUGGCAUGGGAUAGGCGCUUUGAGAUUAUUAUUGGAAUUGCACGUGGAAUUCUUUAUCUCCACCAAGAUUCGAAGCUUCAAGUCGUCCAUAGAGACCUUAAAACAAGCAACAUUUUACUGGAUGCCAACCUGAAUCCCAAGAUUUCCGAUUUCGGAUUAGCAAGAAUUUUUGGAGGUGAUAAAAAAGAAGCAAGAACAAGAAGAAUAAUCGGAACUUAUGGAUAUAUGUCUCCAGAGUAUGCCUUCGAUGGAAAAUUCUCGGUUAAAUCGGAUGUGUUUAGCUUUGGAGUGCUCCUAAUGGAGAUUGUUAGUGGGAAAAGGAACAGAGGAUUCUACCAUCCAAGCCACCACCACAGCCUCCUUGGACAUGCAUGGUUGCUUUGGAAUGAACGCAGGGCAUUGGAGCUUAUGGAUGAUUCUUUAGCUGACUCCUCCAUUAUAUCUCAAGUAGAGAGAUGCAUACAUGUGGGUUUGUUGUGUGUCCAGAAAUUCCCUGGUGAUAGGCCGACUAUGUCUUCUGUGGUUUUCAUGUUAGCAAAUGAAGAAGCAAAAUUGCCACAUCCUAAACCGCCCGGUUUCUUCAUGGAAAGAAGUCCGACAAACUCAGGUGCAACUUCACCAAGAGAACUCCAUACGGACAAUCUCGUCACCAUAACAAUGCCAGAAGGUCGAUAG